AUGCUACUCACAAGUGAAAGUCUGGAACUGAUAGCAGAAAAUAAGAAUUCCUUACAAGAAGCAUUCAAGAUGAAGGAUUUGGGGGAACUCAAAUAUUUCCCUGGGAUAGAGUUUGCAAGAUCAGAAAAGGGGAUUCUACUGCAUCACAAAAAGUAUGCAUUAGAAUUAGUGUCAGAAUCAGGCUUAAGUGCUUCCAAACCUGCAAUUACUCCUAUGGAAGCAAACUGCAAGCUCACUACAAUAGAAUAUGAUAAAACUGUGAAAAAGCUAAACAAAGAAAAAGGGAUCAAGCAUGAGGGAACACAAGACAGGUUACUAGAGGAUCAAAGUAUCUAUCAAAGACUGAUUAGGAAUCUCUUAUAUCUCACAGUAACAAGACCAGACAUAGCUUAUACAGUUUAG
Messenger RNA from Lycium barbarum (goji berry), 402 nucleotides. RefSeq lists its product as uncharacterized. NCBI's taxonomy places the organism in Eukaryota, Viridiplantae, Streptophyta, Magnoliopsida, Solanales, Solanaceae. The record is from RefSeq and is a predicted model, not a curated record. Bases 1 to 402 code for a protein of 133 amino acids. The transcript has a single exon.